GUCUUUAAACGUCUCAGUGAGUCUGCCAAAAUUCCGACAUUCCCUGAAAGCAGCAAACAUUAGCUCGCUAACCAGCGAGCUAGAUUAGCAUUGUGCUAACAACAGAAUGGGCUUGCAAUUGCUUUAAAGGACCUGUGACCUCUGUUUGGCUUCCAUGCUCUGAAAGCAUGUUGUUUAUCUAUCGCCGGUAUUAAAAAAAAUGGAUGUCAGUGAAUGUGUUUUAUCGGCAGGCAGGGCCGUGCUGGACAUGGUGGAGCGGGAGUGGCAGCCUCUGUCUGCGGGCGAGCUGGAGCACAGGCUGGACCAGGCGGUGGAAGAGAUCCUGGAGUCACAGCUCCUGGCAAAACUGGAAAAGCAGUCCCACCGUCCUCCUCCUCCUCCUACCACUACUAUUUACGUACAGUUACUACAGAAUCAGGUGGGGCCCCAAGUUUUACACACAGCAACAACAUCCAGUCCCUCCGAGCAGGAGGAAGAGAAAGAAGAGGAGGAGGCUGCAGAGUCCCAGGAGCGGGAUGAUACAGUGGAUAAUCCAGCGAUCAAGUACAUUUCAGACCUACUUCAAAGCUCCAAAUCCAGGACACGAAUGGCUGGACGGGCUCGCUUAUCAAUGUCCCACACGGUCCUCCUGUCUCUCACACUGCUGUCCGAGCGAGUCAGCUACCGCACUGUGUCCCGCCGCUUCCAGCUGGAGAAGGGAAACAUCCACAGGAUCUUCUUCUCUUUCUGCCAGCGCAUAAACAUGCUGGAGGAGAGGCACAUCAAAUGGCCAGCUGGGAAAGAGGCUGUAGAGGCACUUUUCCCAUUCUCCAAGCUAAUAGGAAAAAAGGAACUAGAAGGAGGACAAGGUGUUCCUCAGGUUCUGGGAGUGUUGGGACACACCCGGAUCCCUAUCCGCCUGCCUAUUGGGAAACAUGAUGUGGAGAGCACUGUACCUGAGGUGAAGAGAAUGAAGAUGGAGGCCCCUCCUGACUCUUGGUUAAACCUUGAGCUUGUGUGUGACAUUAGAGGUCGGUUCUUGCACUGCAGAAUCAGUAAAGGAUCUCAUGUGGACAGAGGUCGUGCUCUAAGAGACAAACUCAAACAGAACCCUGAGCUCAUGCCUUCCAGCUCCUGCCUUGUGGCCAGAGUUGGCUAUCCACUUACUGAUCAGAUUUUAACCCCGUACACAGGAAGUCACGGACCAAGAGAGGCGCUCUUCAACAAGACGCUGGAGGAGCAUUUUCAGAUCCUAGAUCAGGCCAUUGCCGAUCUGAGAGCCAGGUUUCGGAGGCUCACGUAUCUGGAUAUUGGAAACUAUGACCGAGCCAGAGCUGUUGUGCUGACUGCCUGUGUGUUGCAUAAUGUGUUUCUGGACCUAGGACAGGUGGUUCAAGGAGAGAAGGAGGAAGCCACACCCCAAGAUGAAGAGGGGGAGGUGGAUGACGAGGGUGUACGCAGACGUGACUCUAUUACAGAUUUGCUGUUUAAAAGCUUUAAUCAUGGAAACGCGUGAACAUUUCAAUUUGUUAAUAAACUUCUUCAGUUGUGCUUGUGA
Molecule: messenger RNA, 1537 nt
Organism: Oreochromis niloticus (Nile tilapia)
Lineage: Eukaryota; Metazoa; Chordata; Actinopteri; Cichliformes; Cichlidae
Exons: 3
Coding region: 200-1495 (431 amino acids)
Source: RefSeq, a predicted model, not a curated record